This is a messenger RNA of Lipotes vexillifer (Yangtze River dolphin), 1908 nucleotides long. It is a transcript of the gene EIF2AK1, whose product is annotated as eukaryotic translation initiation factor 2 alpha kinase 1. Gene Ontology annotation, cellular component: cytoplasm; nucleus. Gene Ontology annotation, biological process: regulation of translational initiation by eIF2 alpha phosphorylation. Gene Ontology annotation, molecular function: ATP binding; eukaryotic translation initiation factor 2alpha kinase activity. The record is from RefSeq and is a predicted model, not a curated record. Lineage: Eukaryota; Metazoa; Chordata; Mammalia; Artiodactyla; Lipotidae.
CGCGGGCGGCGGGCGAUGCUGGGGGGUACCUUGGGGGCCCGAGAGCGCGAGGCGGAGGGCGACGCGGCAGGGGCUGUGCCUGCGCCGCCUGCCAUCGACUUCCCGGCCGAGGGCUCGGACCCCAAGUAUGAUGAAUCUGAUGUUCCCGCAGAACUCCAGGUGCUGAAAGGACCCCUACAGCAGCCGACCUUCCCUUUUGCAGUUGCAAACCAGCUGUUGCUGGUUUCUCUGCUGGAACACUUGAGCCAUGUGCACGAACCAAACCUGCUUCAUUCAAGACAGGUGUUUAAAUUACUUUGUCAGACCUUUAUCAAAAUGGGACUGCUGUCAUCCUUUGCGUGUAGUGGUGAGUUUAGCUCCUUGAGGCUACAUCACAGCAGAGCUAUUAUGCACUUAAUGAGGUCAGCUAAGGAGAGAGUUCGUCAGGGUCCUUGUGAGGAUAAUUCUCAUAUCCAGAAGAUCAGAUCAAGGGAAGUAGGCUUUGAAGCACAAACCUCACGUUACUUGAAUGAAUUUGAAGAGCUUGCCGUCUUAGGAAAAGGUGGAUAUGGAAGAGUAUACAAGGUCAGGAAUAAAUUAGAUGGUCAGUACUAUGCAAUUAAAAAAAUUCUGAUUAAGGGUGCAACCAAAACAGAUUGUAUGAAGGUACUACGGGAAGUUAAGGUGCUGGCUGGUCUUCAGCAUCCUAAUAUUGUAGGCUAUCACACUGCCUGGAUAGAACAUGUUCACAUGGCCCAAAGGCAAGCAGAUAGAAUUUCUAUUCAGUUGCCGUCUCUGGAAGUGAUCUCUGACAAGGAGGACCCCAGAGAUCAGUGUGAUGUUAAAAGUGAUGAAAGUAACAGCUCUUCCAUUAUCUUCGCCGAAUUCACCCCAGGAGAAGAAAAAUCCUUGGGAGAAUCUGGCAUUGAAAAUCAGAAUAAUAGAUUGGUGAACUACAGCGCCAGUGUAGUCACAAGAGAUGCUGGUGAAUUUGAACCGUCCCUUGAGCCCCAAGAAAAAGGUGUGGCUGACGAGUCUUCCAGAUCGAUUGUUGGGCAUCGGCUGCCACUUCGGCAUAAUUCAGACCUGGAAGAGUCUUUCGCAUCCACUGAGGAAUCUUCUGAAGAAAACUUAAACUUGUUGGGGCAGACGGAGGUGCAGUACCACCUGAUGCUGCACAUCCAGAUGCAGCUGUGUGAGCUCUCGCUGUGGGACUGGAUCACAGAGAGGAACCAGCAGGGCCGGGAGAGCAUGGAUGAAUCCGCAUGUCCUUAUGUUAUGGCCAGUGUUGCAACAAAAAUUUUUCAAGAAUUGGUGGAAGGUGUAUUUUACAUACAUAACAUGGGAAUUGUACACAGAGAUCUAAAGCCCAGAAAUAUUUUUCUUCAUGGCCCCAAUCAGCAAGUAAAAAUAGGAGACUUUGGCCUGGCCUGUGCAGACAUCAUACAGAACACAGACUGGGCCAAUGGAAAUGGAAAGAGAACACCCACACAUACCUCCAGAGUGGGCACUUGCCUGUAUGCUUCCCCUGAACAGUUGGAGGGAUCCGAGUAUGAUGCCAAGUCAGAUAUGUAUAGCUUGGGUGUUAUCCUGCUGGAGCUCUUUCAGCCGUUUGGGACAGAAAUGGAGCGAGCACAUGUUUUAAUGGGUUUAAGAACUGGACAGAUCCCCGAGUCCCUCAGUAAAAGGUGUCCCGUCCAAGCCAAGUACAUCCAGCACUUAACCAGAAAGAACUCAUCCCAGAGGCCGUCUGCUGUUCAGCUGCUGCAGAGUGAACUGUUCCAAAAUUCUGGAAAUGUUAAUCUCACCCUACAGAUGAAGAUACUUGAGCAAGAAAAAGAAAUCGAAGAACUAAAGAAGCAGCUAAGUCUCCUCUCUCAAGACAAAGGGGUUAAGGGUGACUUGAAAGAUGGGGGUGUGCCCGUGUAG